AUGGAGAAUGAAGCAUUCGGUAUGGAGAAUGAAGCUUUUGUAGAUGGUGAAUUGGAGUCUCUUUUGGGGAUGUUCAAUUUUGAUCAAUGUUCUUCUAACGAAUCGAGCUUUUGCAAUGCUCCUAAUGAGUUUGAUGUUGUCUCUUCUUCUGAUGAUUUCUUCCCAUUUAGUAAAAUUCUGCAAGGGAACUAUGCGGCCGUUCUUGACGGUUCCAAUCACCAAACGAAUCUUUAUGAUGACUCAAGACAAGAGCUGGUGAAACCAAGGAAGAAGCAAAAGAUAAGUUCAGAAAGCAAUUUGGUCACCGAGCCUAAGACUGCUUGGAGAGAUGGUCAGAGCCUAAGCAAUUAUAAUAGUUCAGAUGAUGAGAAUGCUUUAGGUUUAGUGUCUAAUACAUCAAAAAGCCUAAAACGCAAAGCAAAAUCCAACAAAGGGAUAGCUUCCGAUCCUCAAAGCCUAUAUGCUCGGAAACGAAGAGAAAGGAUAAACGAUAGGCUAAAGACAUUGCAGAGCCUAGUUCCUAAUGGGACAAAGGUCGAUAUAAGCACAAUGCUGGAAGAUGCCGUCCAUUACGUGAAGUUCUUGCAGCUGCAAAUCAAGCUCUUGAGUUCAGAUGAUCUAUGGAUGUAUGCACUUCUUGCUCACAAUGGCCUUAAUAUGGGACUACAUCACAAUAUUUUGUCUCGGCUUAUGUAA
Messenger RNA from Arabidopsis lyrata subsp. lyrata, 696 nucleotides. Its product is annotated as transcription factor bHLH139. The transcript has 4 exons. Lineage: Eukaryota; Viridiplantae; Streptophyta; Magnoliopsida; Brassicales; Brassicaceae. The record is from RefSeq and is a predicted model, not a curated record. Gene Ontology annotation, molecular function: protein dimerization activity; DNA-binding transcription factor activity. Gene Ontology annotation, biological process: regulation of DNA-templated transcription. Bases 1 to 696 code for a protein of 231 amino acids.